Molecule: messenger RNA, 1279 nt
Organism: Pelobates cultripes (western spadefoot toad)
Lineage: Eukaryota; Metazoa; Chordata; Amphibia; Anura; Pelobatidae
Source: the annotation of a GenBank genome assembly
AUGGGUAAAACAAAGAGGCUUCUCACCCCUGGCCCCUCACAAACGGGCUCACCGAGCCGCACCGCGGGUCCUAUGGACGGAUACCUCGGGACACCGCGAGACACGCGGGCGCACCAGGCCGCGGCCAAAAUGGCGCCGUCCUCGCCGGACGCCAGCAGCACAGACAGCCCAGCAAAAGGCCCAGCCAGAGAGGAGUCACUGACCCAAAUUGCAGCAGACUUGGCCACAAUAUCGGCAAACAUGAUGUCCAGGGCGGAUAACACAGAACUGCUGGCCGAAAUAAGAGCUGUUAUCAGAGAAGAGGUCAUGGAGGUGAGGAGAGACCUGACAGCACUGGAACGCAGGGUGGAGGAAUUAGAAGCAGAACGCGCCCAAAUCAUACAACACCGCCAAGCCACUGACACAGCCACUACUAGACAAGGCAAUGUCUUGCUGGAGCUAAGGAGGAAUCUGGAAGAUUUGGACAACCGCGGACGGAGGAACAACAUCCGCGUUAGGGGUCUCCCUGAAUCAGCAGGGGAAGCACUACCAGAGCUCCUGCUGGGCCUGUUCACCCACAUACUAGGAGACAGAGCCCCGGCAGACUUUGGAAUUGAGCGUGCACACAGAGCCCUGCGCCCCGUGACCGCUGAGGGGCCGCCUAGAGACGUAAUCUGCUACCUGCUCUCCUACUCGUUAAAAGACGAAAUCAUGAAAGAAGCAAGAAGUCAGCAGAACCUCACCUACAUGGAUGCCCAGAUUUCCCUAUACCAGGAUCUCUCAGUGCUCAUCUUGGAAGCGAGAAGGGCAUUGAGACCACUAACCACCCUGCUCAGAGAUCGGCGGAUACAAUAUAAAUGGGGAUUCCCCUUUAGCUUACAGGCAAAGGUGAGCAAUGUAUGGCAUAUCAUACGCUGGCCAGCAGACGUGCCGCGCUUUCUACGAGCCGCGAACCUCCCAGCCGUGACAGUCUCAAAUUGGGUCCUGGAGAGACAGCCACAACGCCCAAAUGCUCCAAACACUAGGCCGGGCACGGGCCUUACAGGGGCUGGGUUCCGUAGGGGCGGCCCGGACAGCCACAAGGAAUAACGGACUCAGGAGGCCAGGAGAGCGACGACUGGUGCACCCACCGACGGCGGCACUCCCCAGCAUUCACACCCUCAUUUUGACCCAGAAACCGCACCACAGUGAGACAGACCACCGGACCGCUCCCCCAGGGUCGCCCCGGAGAAGCACCCUCCGUAAGCAGAAGUUGACACACCGUUGGGUAUGUACUUACACCCCCAUCCUGGGCCCGUAG